Molecule: messenger RNA, 863 nt
Organism: Rubroshorea leprosula
Lineage: Eukaryota; Viridiplantae; Streptophyta; Magnoliopsida; Malvales; Dipterocarpaceae
Source: the annotation of a GenBank genome assembly
GAUUUCCAUCAAUUCAAAGGGCGGAGCUUGUUACCAUAGUAUAUUAGAUACAAAAUUGUGCAAGGCUUAGCAUUAGCAUUGUUGUAUCUACACAAAGAAAGAGAUUUUUGUGUACUGCCUAGGGACAUAAAAGCAAGUAACAUUAUAUUAGAUUCAGCUUUCAAUGCAAAGCUUUGGGAUUUUGGGUUAGCUAGGUUGGUUGACCAUGAAAAAGGGUCACAAACAACUCUUGUGGCCGGUACAAUAGGCUACAUGGCUCCUAAGUGUCACAUAACAGGUAAGGCAAGCAAGGAGUCAGAUGUUUAUAACUUUGGUGUUGUGGCACUUGAAGUUGCAUGUGGCAGAAGGUCAAUAGACUCCAGUUGUGAUGAGCUUCUAGUGGCUUGGGUUUGGGAAGCACAUGGGAUCAAAUGGUCGUCAAUUAGGCAGGCAAUCCAGGUGCCUAAUUUUGUGGCAGCACUUCCAAAUCUACCAUGUAAGAGGCCUAUUCCCAAUUAUGAUAUCUCUAGUACUUCGGUCAUCGAAGAAAGUGAGCCUAAUUCAUUGAGCAUUACCAUCCCUCGCUAAUUUUCAUAUCAAACCUCAUGUAAAUUCAUGUUGAUUAUAAACAAGUGUGUUUAUUGUUCUAGAAUAAUAUGUAUGCCUUGCAUUUCACUUUGAAUCUUCAAUUUUUAUGGCAUUUUUAUGCUUGUAAUCUGUUCAUUUGAACAAUUAAAAUUUUUGUUGAUUAGUAACUGAGCCAGUUGAGGAUUUGGGCUUCUUUUUGAGUUACUGCCUAGAUAACUAGUGGAAUUGGUUAAUGUAACCUCAUUGAGAAUCAACACCUCUUUUACUGUCCCCUCUAAUAGAUGUCCCAAUGCUUA